Phytophthora sojae is the source of this 3375-nucleotide messenger RNA. RefSeq lists its product as hypothetical. Lineage: Eukaryota; Oomycota; Peronosporomycetes; Peronosporales; Peronosporaceae. Gene Ontology annotation, biological process: transmembrane transport; potassium ion transport. The transcript is spliced from 10 exons. Gene Ontology annotation, molecular function: monoatomic ion channel activity. Gene Ontology annotation, cellular component: membrane. The record is from RefSeq and is a predicted model, not a curated record. The coding region runs from base 1 to 3375 and encodes 1124 amino acids.
AUGCACGAGCCUACUCACAAAUGGAAGCGGCCGGUAGGGCAAGAUCUGCUGCGGCGAUCGGCCAAGCGCAUGCGACGGAGUAUCAAGCGGAGGAUGAAGGGCGAGAGCAGACGCCAGUGGAUCGAGAGGAAUUUACACGACUCGGAAGUCGGAAUCGUGCUGGAUGUAAUACAGUGUCUGCUAAGCUCUACAAUGGUCAUCGCCAUGACGCAGUUAAACUGGAAACACCCCGAUACGAAUUUUACUACCGAAUACCUCGUAAUCGACACACUUAACCUGGUGGCGACACUGGCCAACCUUGGCCUCAGAUUUUAUUCAGCCAGCAACCGCAAGAGUUUUCUGCUUCACUGGUUAUCUGUCGUAGAGAUUAUCUGCGUGCUGCCACUUCUGGUGGAAUUUAUCACGGGGUCGACGGGCACAGGACCCAACACGUACGCGUUCCGGUUGCUGAUGAUGCUUCGGGUGAUGCGGUUACUGCAGUUUUAUCGUCUUUUGAGGCUGGCAAAAUCAGCCAAGCUCCGUCAAGGUCUGCUGAUCUGCCUUACAACGUCGUGUAUCAUCAUCUGCGGGGCUCUCUUCAUGCAGACCAUCGAAUACUGCGACCCAGCGUACAAGGGCACACAAGUUUCAGGAGAAAAUUGCCAAGACAUGACGUUCCUAGACGCCAUUUACUUUGUCUGCAUCACGAUCGCAACCGUUGGGUUUGGAGAUGUCGCGCCAAAAUCCAGUAUCGGCAAAGCGUUCGAUGUCGGGCUCAUCUUUUUCGCCGGCGUACUAAUCCCUCUCCAAAUUAGCGGCUAUUCCUACAUUCUCAGCCGGGAGACGGCUUUUGAUAAGAAAUACGUGCCAGACAAGAGUACCCAGCACGUGCUGCUCUGUGGCGAAGUGGAGAAUGGAGCCUUACUAUUUUUUCUACACAACUGGCUACACAAGGAUGAGGAACGUCGAACACGCCGAAAAGUUGUCAUCCUCGCACCCACUUUACCAUCCAACGACUUGCGACGAGUUCUCCUCCACCCGGAGUACGAGCAGCGAGUGAUUUACCUUCAGGGCUCAGCAAUGGUAGCGGCAGAUCUUCAACGCGCCGCAGCUCCGUCGGCUGAAUUUUGCUUCGUCAUGGUGAAGAAGCACAGCGAGACACUGGAUCAGAAUGAUACGGCAGCCAACCUGAUCACGUGCUCAGUGCGCAAGAACAACCGGCAUGCACCACUGCACGUCCAAGUGUCGAGGUUUGACAACACUCGACACUUCCACAUUUCGGGGGCCACAGCGGUGAUAUGCCUGGAGCAGUUGAAAUUGGCAUUUUUCGGCAAAUGCCUUUGGAUUCGAGGGCUGAAUCCGUUUCUAGGGAACCUCAUUCAAAAGUUCAGCCACGCAGAAGAGUGCAGGGGGUACUGGCUGUCGGACUAUCUCUCUGGUUGCGAGCAAAAGAUCUGCGAAGCUGCACUUCCCCCAUUUCUCCUGAACAUGUCCUCGUACCGCUCUCUCGCUGUGUUGCUGUACCGUGAAUUCGGUGUUCCUGUUAUUGGGCUGCGAACGCUGGAAGAUACCACCGCCGUCUACCCAAUUGACGACGAGCUGUCCGACGCGAACUUCUUGAGCAUCUUUUUCAUCGGCCGGGGCAACGACAUCGCCAGCAAGAUCGAGAAGUUGACUCCGGCCGUGUUCGCGCGGUACCCCGACAUCGCUCCCGCGUCUUUCGGCGUCGGGGACAGUCGCAACAUCCGAACCAUGGCCACUAUACUCACGGCCGCAAUCGAGCACAAAAUGCCCUUCGGCCGCCGCGUGUCGAUGGGUUUUGGCCGCGAUCGUCGAACCAGCUCGACCCCAGAGAAGACGGUGGCGAGGACGCGCUCGAGGCGGAUCCUGUCUACGAAGAGCUUCCGCAUGAGCAUGUUCUCCACCCACAACUUGGAGAAGGUGGCGCCAGUGGAUCGAGAGGACGACCAGCAGUCUGAGCCUGUGUACGCGGAUGAAGCCAACCCCGUGCACAACUCCACCGAGGAAAAUCGCCUGGAUGCCCGGCGCUUCUCGAGGAUGCAGACGGAGCUGAGCCAGCUCACAAUGGACCAGAAUUACUCGUUGGGUAACCCCGUGGACCCGCCUGAAGUUCCCGACCACAAACCUCCCAAGCCUGUCGUCCCCGUCAUCGCGCUAACUCCCGCUGAGCUCGUGAAAAAGGCAACGGCUGCACCCAGUGGCCGCUCGAAGGACCCGAUCGUCAAGCCCUUGUCAAGUCGAAUGCCGCUGAGCGCCAGAAGCGCCAGAAGCGCCAGGGAGCGCAGUACGCACAGCAUCACGGAGCAGUCAAGCGACAAAACCCUGACUGCGACCGAAGACGACAACCACCCAUCGAGUUGGGAGCCCGCCCCCCUCACGCGGCCUUCGGUAGCAGCCAGCGGGAACCUCCGGACGCGCAUCCGCCACUUGUCGCUGUGUUUCCGUCGAGACCCGCCGCCGAUAACGCUGAGGGACCACUUCGUGGUCUGUGGCUUACCGAGCAACUACGAGGACUUUCUCGCCAACCUGUCGGACUUCAACGAGCAAGUGGCGGGCAUCGUGUUCAUCACGCAGCGAAAUGUGACGGAGAAGGACCUCAUGGCGCACCAGCUGCACGAGCGUCUCUACUUCGUCCGAGGCUCCCCCCUCAGCAUGCACGUCUUCCAUACGUCUCGGAUGUUCCACGCGCGCAGCAUCUUGAUCAUGUCGUACUGCGGAAUGGAGAGAACUGGCAGCAUGGACGUCGAGGCGAACGACCAGGGGAACACGGACGAGAAUAUGGCCGACGUGGACGCUAUCACCACCCACCGCUUCAUCAGCGAGGCGCUGCAGAACGAGCUGUCUCGACUGCAGAUCAACGGCAUCAACGAGACGAGGCCCAUGCCCUUUAUCGUCGCCGAGAUGAUUCGCCCGAGCAACGUCAAGUUCCUCAUCGACCGAAGCGGGUCCUUGUACGACGAAAACGCGGCAGCUAACGAGUCUCGCCAACGCGAUCUGCUCAAGGAGGUCAAGUUCAUUGACAGCUCGUUCUUCAGCCCGCUCUACACGUCGGGGCACAUUUACUUCUCCAACUUCAUGGACGCGCUCAUGGGAUCGUGCUCCAACCAGCAGCUCAUGAUCGAGAUGGUGACGCAGCUCGUGAUCAGCGGGAACAUGAGCAUGAAAAUGCCGAACCGAGUGCAGAGAUCGCGCCAUCGCCUGACGCAGAUUCCAGCGCCGGAGAGGUAUUACUUCCGUCCUUACGCUCUGCUGAGUAUCAUGACGCUGGGCAUUUAUCGCAGUGCUAGCACCCGCACGUCCCCGCAGCAUGUUCUCACCAACCCACCAGGGGACGAACUCGUCACCCCGCAGGAUCUGCUGUUUGUAAUCAAGUGA